Messenger RNA from Rattus rattus (black rat), 3063 nucleotides. It is a transcript of the gene Lpgat1, whose product is annotated as lysophosphatidylglycerol acyltransferase 1. The transcript is spliced from 8 exons. Lineage: Eukaryota; Metazoa; Chordata; Mammalia; Rodentia; Muridae. Gene Ontology annotation, molecular function: acyltransferase activity. Gene Ontology annotation, cellular component: endomembrane system. The record is from RefSeq and is a predicted model, not a curated record. The coding region runs from base 205 to 1440 and encodes 411 amino acids.
AGGGCCGAGGGCGCGGUAGGCCCGGGGAGGAGGCGGAGGCGGGGGCGCGGGGCAUCGCCCGCCUCCCCGGGACCCGCCCCGGUGACAGGUCCGGCCUCUGAGUCCCCGCCGCGCCUCUGUCCACAGGCAGUCGCGGGGGACUAGGGCGCCCGUGCGCCCGCUCGCGCCGCGCCUCGGGCCGCCUGGGCCGCCGCAGCCGCGUCCAUGACCGCGACCCCCGGGCCAGGGACUCCCGCCGCCGCCGCCGCCGCCGCCGCCGGCCCUCGGCCCUGUCGCCGCUCGCCGCUUGCGCCCACUGAGAAAGACAGGACCGACGCCAAUGUGAGAAUGGCUGUGACCGUGGAAGAAGCUCCGUGGCUGGGCUGGAUGGUCGCGAAAGCCCUGAUGAGGUUUGCCUUCAUGGUCGCCAACAACCUGGUUGCUAUUCCAUCCUACAUCUGCUAUAUAAUUAUACUGCAGCCACUCCGAGUGCUGGACAGUAAGCGCUUCUGGUAUAUCGAAGGACUCAUGUACAAAUGGCUUUUAGGAAUGGUGGCUUCCUGGGGAUGGUAUGCUGGAUACACAGUGAUGGAAUGGGGGGAAGAUAUUAAAGCAAUUGCUAAAGAUGAAGCAGUGAUGUUGGUGAACCACCAGGCAACUGGAGAUGUGUGUACACUGAUGAUGUGCCUGCAGGACAAAGGACCGGUUGUUGCUCAGAUGAUGUGGCUGAUGGAUCAUAUUUUCAAGUAUACAAACUUUGGAAUUGUUUCCCUUAUUCAUGGAGACUUCUUUAUAAGACAGGGAAGAGCCUAUCGUGACCAACAGCUGCUGGUUCUCAAGAAGCACCUUGAACAUAAUUACAGGAGCAGAGAUCGAAAAUGGAUUGUUUUGUUUCCUGAAGGGGGCUUCCUCAGGAAGAGGAGAGAAACAAGCCAGGCAUUUGCCAAGAAAAAUAACUUGCCAUUUCUUACACAUGUCACUUUGCCAAGGUUUGGGGCAACAAACAUUAUUCUGAAGGCACUUGUAGCACGGCAGGAAAAUGGAAGCCCAGCGGGAGGAGACGCCAGAGGCUUAGAAUGCAAAUCAAGAGGCCUCCAGUGGAUAAUAGACACAACCAUAGCUUAUCCCAAAGCUGAACCAAUAGACAUUCAGACCUGGAUCCUGGGGUACAGGAAACCGACAGUCACUCAUGUCCACUACAGGAUUUUCCCAAUUGCAGAUGUGCCCUUGGAAACUGAAGACCUCACCAACUGGCUCUACCAGCGCUUUAUUGAAAAGGAGGACCUCCUGUCCCAUUUUUAUAAGACAGGAGCCUUUCCUCCUCCCCAGGGCCAGAAGGAAGCUGUUUCCAGAGCAAUGACCCUCAGCAACGUGUGGAUACUCCUCAUUCAGUCCUUCGCGUUUUUGUCAGGCUACCUGUGGUACCACGUCAUUCAGUAUUUUUACCAUUGUCUAUUUUAGGAACUGACUUGGACUUGCUACAUAGGAGUUCAGACUUCUUCAUACAUGUGCAUUAUUUUACAUGUGCAAAUCAAAUAUACAAAUCAAAAUAUAUAAAAAGAAAAGGAAAUUCAAUGGAUGGAUUAAUGUUUAUCCCCCUUUGGGAUAUUUUAAAACUCUACUACAAUGAGGAUCGUAAUACAAUGAUGUGCUAAGGUAUUUUAAGAACUUCUGUGUUUUAAAGAGAUACACUCUACCAUACAUUUACUCAAGCAUCACACUGGGAGAAGAGGAAAUCAUAAAAUCAUCUUAGAAGACUCCGAAAGGAACUAUCGCCACCAGAUGCACUUAGUCGUCCCCUGUGACUCACUUGUGACCUUUAGUUCAGGUUCAGAAGCUAUGCUCCUCUUUCCUAGGACAGAGCGCCACAACAUUACUGUGUCUACCCUUCAUGCUGAGGUACUGGUAGCCUGGAGAGCUGGUGGGCACAUCCUGAGGAGUGGUCUCACCAUCUGGCAACCCUGGCUAAGGUGCAGUAUGGGCGUUCCCUGAGGAGCAGUGUGCACACCCACCUGACCUCGCAGACCCUUGGAAGGCCAGCUCAGCCCAGUACCGUGUUUACAUGUGCUAGUGCUCUCUCCCUUCAGGAGGAGGGAGCACCCACUUUCUCUCUUUGUAUAGAAGGCAUAUCAUAGAAUAAUAAUUGUAUUUUACAAAAUGCACUUUUAUCAGAUGCAAAUAUAGCAAAGGAUAGUGACCUAGCCUGAAGCAAAGGGAAGCCUCAUCCGUGAGCAGGCUCCCAGGAGGCUUUCCUGUCUGUGCUUGCCCAUGAUGCUCUAGCACCAUCUUCAUUGGCCACCUCCCUGACCCCAACCCCUGCUGGUAGCUGGAUCCCCUCCCCCAACUUUGAUAUUUUAGCACCAAAUGUAUUUGGGGGCGGUUAAAGCAAAUCAUCACAAAACAUUUAAACGACCAGUUUCAGGGAACUAGAGUAGCUUUUAGGAAAUAAGAGGUAGAACCAGACCUUGGCUUGCAAUAGUGACAAGGCCUCUUGUGGACCCCAGGGUCUGUAUGUUCUCUCAUUACGUCAAGCAGCUGCCUCUCUCAGGGUGGCAGGACCAGGAGACAGCAGUUCAAAAACUCUUCCCAGUCUCUUCCAGUUGUCUUCUAAGAGGGCAAAGUCAAGCAAGUUUCUGUUCAUUGUAGAAAACUUCUUAAAGAUUUGUUAUUUUGUUCGUGUGAUUUACCUCACAGGAGAACCAGACUUUACAAAAAUGCAGGCUCUGUGUCAGUGUUGAGACAAAGGGUAGGUUUGGUUUAGAACAGUCAAACUCCUAAACUUGAAAGUCAGUAAAGUAAGUCAGCAGUUGUUUUCUGUGGCAUGGGCACUGCAGAUUCCCCUCUUGUUACUAACAACACAAACAACAGUUCUGAGAAACAGGUUGUAAAACAAAAGUAAAGACUAAUGUUUUCUGUUUUCAAAUAAACCAAAAAGAGUAAAAGGAGAGAUGCGAAUUUUCCCCAGUUGUGCAGGAACCAAAUAAACACCAAAUAAAAGCCCCUCACAGCUUCAUCUUUAGCAAACCCCAAGCAUGUACAGAAGAGAAUGAUGUUACCUGAAAUACCUCACUGGUUCCACACUGC